Messenger RNA from Oncorhynchus keta (chum salmon), 15837 nucleotides. Its product is annotated as ubiquitin carboxyl-terminal hydrolase 43-like. Bases 318 to 3986 code for a protein of 1222 amino acids. NCBI's taxonomy places the organism in Eukaryota, Metazoa, Chordata, Actinopteri, Salmoniformes, Salmonidae. Gene Ontology annotation, biological process: protein deubiquitination. The transcript has 16 exons. The record is from RefSeq and is a predicted model, not a curated record. Gene Ontology annotation, molecular function: cysteine-type deubiquitinase activity.
AGCGAUGGGUAAGUGAGUGUGUACAUGCCCGUAAAGGCUGCAAGUAGGAGGCAAGGAAAGGCGCGGGUAAUGUUGAACAUCGAUGGAGCUCGUGUAAUUUGGUCAACAAGCAUUAAGGGUUUCAGUAAGUGUUGAAAUGUUUGACGUUUACCAACUGCAAGGAGUUGAUAUGUGUUGAUGUGCCAUGGUUUCACCUCUGUGCGCGGGUGUUCUGUCCUCCUCACGGUAUCCGGAUGGGAAAUCUCUGCAGAAAAGUGGCACACUGGCCUCGAAAUUAAUUCCAGAAUUCUCCAACAUCGGCAAAGUAUUAUAAAGAUAUGGAUAAACACUGCAGAGUGAAGGAUGAAGCCACGUCAAAGGCAGCAACGCGCAAGGAAAACAAACAGAAACAUGGACGGCUUUUUCGAAAGAAAUCAUUGAAGUCGGUGGGGAGUUUUGUAAAUAAAAUUAUCAAAACUUUGGGCACUUUUACCCACUUUGGAGACGUUGCAGUUCAGGGCGCAGAGGAUGACGAUGGGGGGUUUCGUGACGGGACACCUUGCACACUCAGUGCCAACUCAGAAAAUAUCAAGGAGGAUGUCCAGGUCGCCGGGGAGGAUUCUGUUAAAAAUAAUUCGAUAGCUUCUUCCCGUUGCUCGGUGAAAGAAAGGGUUUUAUGGUGCUAUGGUGGCAACAUUCCAGGUGUUCUAGGCUUGAAAAAUCACGGGAACACCUGUUUCAUGAACGCCGUGGUCCAGUGCUUGAGCAACACUGACCUGCUCGCAGAGUAUCUCGGGUUGGAAUGGUACAAAUUGGAUUUGAGUCGAAGGAGAAUUAAUGGGAUUGUUAAAAGUGAAGACACGCAGCAUGCCAGAGGUGAAGUCACGGAGCAGUUGGCAUCACUUGUUAGGGCACUUUGGACUCUGGAAUACAUCCCGCAACUGUCCGUGGAAUUCAAGAGUAUAGUAUCCAAGUAUGGAUCCCAAUUCCGAGGAAACUCCCAACAUGACGCCCUGGAGUUCCUGCUUUGGCUUCUGGACCGAGUUCACGAAGAUGUCAACUUGUCCUCCUGCAGCAACAACAAUAACAAGACCAAAGCCCCAGGGAAGGGCCCUGGUAUAUCAGAGGCGGCGAUGGUCACUGAGCCUCCCCACUCGCAGCAGCCCGGGGCACGCCACAGCUUUGUACAGGAACACUUCCAGGCACAAUACAAGUCAUCGCUGACCUGCCCUCAUUGUCAUAAACAGAGCAACACCUUUGACCCUUUCCUCUGCAUUUCACUUCCCAUCCCUCUUCGCCACACCAGGCCUCUGUGUGUAACUCUGGUCUUUAGUACGAAGGGCCAGAGAUACCUGCGCAUCGGGCUGGCUGUGCCUCUCUUUGGCUCGCUGGCCUUUCUGAGAAGGAUGUUGGCAGAUGAGGGGAAGAUCUCCCCAGACCAGGUGAUCCUGACAGAGAUCUACACCACAGGCUUUCAGCGCUCCUUCUUUGAUGAGGAGGAUCUGACGUGCAUAGCCGAGACUGACAUCAUCUAUGCCUUCCAGGCCCCGCCCCUAUACAUCAGAGGAGGCUCUUCACAAUUCUCAGGGUACCACCACAGCCUGCCGUCCUCACCAUACUCCUCCGGGCCCGAAGGUCAAAGGUUACCUCCAUCCGGAACUUUGUCAACAGAGUUCCUGAACCAUGGUGUGCCAGUGAAGAUCCUGUUGCUGGUGUGCAAUGCCGCCUGGAAUGCCCAGCAGGCUGUCAGGUUUGGACCUCCGUUCCUGAUGAGGGAGGACCGCUCCAUCUCCUGGGACCAGCUGCAGCAGAGCAUCCUCAGCAAGCUCUACUACCUGAUGAUCAACGGAGCACAGGCCCAGAAUGCAAGAGUGCUGUUUAAGAUCCGUGUGGUGGCAGGAUCAGCGUCCUACAGCUACCUCUCCCCCCAGGAUGGACGGCCGCUCUACCACCCAGCAGUGAACAGAGCUCUUAAUCUCUGUGGCUCAGGAGGACCGCCCCAUGUGAAGCUCAUCAUCGAGUGGGAACACAGAAUCAAAGACUGCCUGUUUGGGAACAUACAGGAGGAGGUGGUGAAGGAUGCUGAGAGUGUGAGAGGCCAGCAUCAGCAGCACGUCCAGCAGCACAAUUGUACCCUGGACGAGUGCUUUCAGCUCUACACUAAAGAGGAACAGGUACAUUAUCUCCUCCUACGGUCAGCCCUAAACAACCAACAGCUGCAACAAGGCAUGGUGAAGAUGAGCCUGUGGACGCUGCCUGACAUCCUCAUCCUCCACCUGAAGCGCUUCCGGCAGGUGGGCGAGCGCCGCAACAAGCUGGCCACACUGGUGCGCUUCCCCCUAGACGGCCUAGACAUGGCGCCCCAUGUGGUGAAGAGGAGUCAGAGCACCCGGCUGCCCCCCCACGGUCCUCUGCUCCCUGGCCCCCUGCACCCGGCCUGGAAACAGCCCUGCCCACCCGACAUGGCCCCUCCAGACUUCCUAUAUGACCUUUAUGCCGUGUGUAACCACCACGGAGGCAUGCACGGGGGACAUUACACAGCGUUCUGCAGGAACUCAUUGGAUGCCCAGUGGUAUGGGUAUGAUGACAGCAGUGCAGAGCCAGUCACAGAGGGGGAGGUGUGCACACGGGGAGCCUACAUCCUCUUCUACCAGAGACGCAACACCAUCCCUCCAUGGUCAGCCAGCUCCUCUCUCAGAGGCUCCACCAGCUCCUCCACGUCAGACCACUGGCUGAUCCGUCUGACGCGGGACAGUAAGAGGGGCAGCCUGUUCUCUGAGGGGUCCACCUCUGGCCCUCCUGGCCCCACACCAACCCCUGAAUCCCCAGAGCUCCCUGUGUUUGAGGACGAGCCUCUUAAAACAGAGACAGAUGGGUUUGAGAAUAAGCUAUUUGUCCGAGGCACUCAGGGCAGGAGCGUGAGCAUGAGGUCACCCACUAAGGACACCCUGAGCAAAGUGUUGCCCCUGCGCUGGUCCUUUGGUUCCAAGGACCGCCCCAAACCCUCCGCCCCCAGGCGAGGGGAGCUGGUGGAGUACCUGGAGUCAGGGCGCAGGCCGCGGUGCACCAAGGACCCCAUCAUCACCCUAGUGGCCACCCCGCCCCAGGGCGGGCACAGGGACCUGGGCAGCUCCCCCAGUGGGAGCAGCCUGAGCUGCAUGGACAGGUCCAACUCUGAGGCCUGCGACUCCCCAAGAGUACCAGAGGGCCAGAGCAGGCCUGCCGUAGAGAGGAGCUCCAGCCUGGGGCUCAGUAUUAUCACUAAAGUCAGGGAUGACAGCUCACUUGGCCGGAGGUCCUCCAAGAGGUUCAGGCAGGACCAGGGCAGGACCCUGGACCCUCACCCCCAUAGAGGCUCUACUGAUGGGGUCCACAUCAGCCACAGUGCCCCCCCAAGUAGGGACUCCACACUGAAGAGACCCAAGGCCCAAGCAGGGCUGACCUCCAGGGUAGGGGUACUCCAGGCUGGUCUACAGCCUGAGGAGAGGAAGGGGAUGAGGGGUCAGGAGGUAAGGAGCCACGACAGCCUCUUGUCCUUUUUCAAAUCAGGCUUCCUGAAGAAAGAUGCUCAGAGUACACCUAGUAAGGGGGAGGAAGUCCGGGUCAAUGGCCACGGUCGAACCAGCAAGGUGGCAAACUGUAGUUUGUCUAAACUCUCCCUCUCCAAUGGGACCCUGAACGGUGUAGCGCUGGAGGAAAAGAGGGCCAACGGCGCCCCUAGAAGUGACUGCCGUCACAGCAAAGGGCAGCUUGUCAACGGGAGGGCAGGGAGUCACAGCUCUGCUGCUGACAUCAAGCGUGCCCACAGCUCCAGUAACAUCCAGACCAAACUGGACUUGACCCUGCGCAGGUGUUCCUCUCUGCAGAAGAACGGGCAGGUAGCUCCCCCGGCCCCCCGCAGCAGCCUGGCCACAGACAAGCCCAGCUAUGCCACCCUGCAGCGGGCACGCUACAGCACCACCUCCCUGGGCAGGCAGCAGAGACCCGUCCCCGAGUCCUGCUUCUGACUCCCUCCGCACCGCAAGGCUAACUGGCUGCUGCCACAGCAGUAGAGUUAUCUGGUGUGUGUGUCUCUUUAUUUAGAGUUUGUGCCAAUGCUACUGUCAGGGUUAGGGUGAGCUGAGCAGUCUGGCCACCACUGCUAGAGCAGAGGAAUAGUCACGGUGUUACUAUAAAACAGGUUCUUAGGGGAGGCUUUGCCAACAGUAAUGCAGUGCGUAACAGUUAACUGUCUGUCAUAGUCUUCUGUUUAAUGUAAGUGCCUCUGUGACAGUUCAGAAUGAUUGUUUGUUGAACACUGCUACCACGCUAUUGAUUGACACACAUCACAUCCAGACGGUCACCAGGUCUCUGUAGUAUAACCAUCAGAGCUGUUGUUUCUGAAGGGCAUCAUGUACCCUCUGUUAACACUGAUGUUAUUGACGUAUUGUCUUUGUGUGUAAAUGAAUCUAUGCAGACUGAGUACAAUGGAGAGGUAACCCUGCUGCAUUGUGAUCAUAUUUAUUCCAUGAACAUGUCAAGCAUCUUUCUUGGUUGUAUGCUGUCCUUGAUUUUCUAUUGAUGUAGCCAUGGAGGAAUAUCCUGCACAGAAAGGAUUCAAUGAAAUGAUUGUCUGUCUGUGCUUCCACCGCAAACUGUUUGCUAGGACCUCAUACACUUAUGUUAUUACUAAUAUUCAUCAUGUAUCAUCUUCUGUCAGUGGCAACUGGCAACUGAAAGAAACAAGUACUGUAAUAACCUGGCUGUUACACACCUGUUACUGACUCCCGUACUGUAACAACGGUGUUUGAUUGGAGGAGAAGUAAGGGUAGAGGAAUGAAAUGCCGAUUUAUGUUCGUACCUAACAUGAUUGAAAUACUGGGUUGAAAAGAGGGUAGUUGGCACACCAUGUACUCCAGCACAGUGAUGGUCUUGUAUACUCAACAAUAGAUUUAAUGGAUCUUGAACCAAAGUUUGUGUCAAUCAGAACAUUCAUCAGGACCCUGAUAAAGGUCUAGAUAAUCUAGUUGAAGAUGCAUUGUGGAGCAUACAAGAAUACCAGACAGUAUCUUGGACUUUCUAUUUGAAUCUAAAUGGAAAAAAAUCAUCAGAAAGAGUACAUUGACUUAUGUGAACUUAGAUGGGUGCUAUUAUGUGAUGGUGAACUGUUGUGGAACCUCCUCACACCAGUGGUUCAGGUCAACCCUUAUAGAGCAGCAGGGACAGACUGACAGCCCAUUUCAAGGCUUUUAAUGUCACUCCCUGUAACUCCCCACUGCUGAGCUCCAGAGAAAGUUACUGCCUGUGUUUUACAAUAACUCACCAGGGGGGAUUAAACCUGCUCCCCUGUUGCCAUGGCAAACUCCCUUAAAGAUACCAACUGUGAAGGUGCUGCUGUCUGAUGUACUCUGCAGAGGGGCAGGGAUGUCUUGAUUUUCAUUCAUUUUCAACCCAAAACAUCUCUUGCCUAAGAUUCCCAAUAUACAAUACAUGACGAUCUAUUACAUUAAAUGAAGAUAAUUGAGUAACUUUUCCUAUAGAGUGCUGUAAUGCAUUUUAACUGUCAGCCAUAGGGUACAUGCCAAUUCAGAUAUAUGCACAUUCUGUGUAUGUUCUAGUCAGUGCAGAUUUCCCAGCAACAAUGGAUGGAAACGUAUGAUGUGUGUUUUAUGUUAGGAGGGUGUAGAGCACGUGUGUUUGAGCUUUCAUCAACUGUAUAUGAACAUAUGUAGUAGUAAUACAGAUAAUACCAACACAAUGGCAUACAGUGCUUCUGUAAAGGGAAAAACACUAUUAGAGUAAAUGUUUUUAUCUAUUAGAUUUCUGAGUUACUUAAUUACUUAGGCCCAUCGCCCCAUGACAAGCAUAGGCCAUCAACUGGCCAUCAACUGAGUUGACUUCAUUCAUCUGAAAUUAUCUCGAAUUUAAACCCAAUGAAAUGAUACAAUAAUUUACUAUUCUCCUAAACUAUAACGUUAAUGUGUAGGACAUAUACUGUAUGAUUGAGUUAGCAGACAUACAGUAGUAGCUAUGCAAUAUACUGGACCAUAUGGGAUGCCCCAUAUGCAUCAUCAUAACUUCUUCUAAUGGGGAUUGGUUGAUGACACUACACCAUCAACCAUCAUGACUAAUUGGUUGAUGACACCACACCAUCAACCAUCAUGACUAAUUGGUUGAUGACAUUACACCAUCAACCAUCAUGACAAAUUGGUUGAUGACAGUACACCAUCAACCAUCAUGACAAAUUGGUUGAUGACACUACACCAUCAACCAUCAUGACAAAUUGGUUGAUGACACGACACCAUCAACCAUCUUGACAAAUUGGUUGAUGACACCACACCAUCAACCAUCAUGACAAAUUGGUUGAUGACACCACACCAUCAACCAUCUUGACAAAUUGGUUGAUGACACCACACCAUCAACCAUCAUGACAAAUUGGUUGAUGACACGACACCAUCAACCAUCUUGACAAAUUGGUUGAUGACACCACACCAUCAACCAUCAUGACAAAUUGGUUGAUGACACCACACCAUCAACCAUCAUGACAAAUUGGUUGAUGACACGACACCAUCAACCAUCUUGACAAAUUGGUUGAUGACACUACACCAUCAACCAUCAUGACAAAUUGGUUGAUGACACCACACCAUCAACCAUCAUGACUAAUUGGUUGAUGACACGACACCAUCAACCAUCAUGACAAAUUGGUUGAUGACACUACACCAUCAACCAUCAUGACUAAUUGGUUGAUGACACGACACCAUCAACCAUCAUGACAAAUUGGUUGAUGACACUACACCAUCAACCAUCAUGACAAAUUGGUUGAUGACACGACACCAUCAACCAUCAUGACAAAUUGGUUGAUGACACUACACCAUCAACCAUCAUGACUAAUUGGUUGAUGACAUUACACCAUCAACCAUCAUGACUAAUUGGUUGAUGACACUACACCAUCAACCAUCAUGACAAAUUGGUUGAUGACACAACACCAUCAACCAUCAUGACAAAUUGGUUGAUGACACGACACCAUCAACCAUCAUGACAAAUUGGUUGAUGACACGACACCAUCAACCAUCAUGACAAAUUGGUUGAUGACAUUACACCAUCAACCAUCAUGACAAAUUGGUUGAUGACACUACACCAUCAACCAUCAUGACAAAUUGGUUGAUGACACGACACCAUCAACCAUCAUGACAAAUUGGUUGAUGACACUACACCAUCAACCAUCAUGACAAAUUGGUUGAUGACACGACACCAUCAACCAUCAUGACAAAUUGGUUGAUGACACUACACCAUCAACCAUCAUGACAAAUUGGUUGAUGACACGACACCAUCAACCAUCAUGACUAAUUGGUUGAUGACACGACACCAUCAACCAUCAUGACAAAUUGGUUGAUGACACGACACCAUCAACCAUCAUGACAAAUUGGUUGAUGACACGACACCAUCAACCAUCAUGACUAAUUGGUUGAUGACACUACACCAUCAACCAUCAUGACUAAUUGGUUGAUGACACUACACCAUCAACCAUCAUGACAAAUUGGUUGAUGACACUACACCAUCAACCAUCAUGACUAAUUGGUUGAUGACACUACACCAUCAACCAUCAUGACAAAUUGGUUGAUGACACUACACCAUCAACCAUCAUGACAAAUUGGUUGAUGACACUACACCAUCAACCAUCAUGACUAAUUGGUUGAUGACACUACACCAUCAACCAUCAUGACUAAUUGGUUGAUGACACUACACCAUCAACCAUCUUGACAAAUUGGUUGAUGACAGUACACCAUCAACCAUCAUGACAAAUUGGUUGAUGACACGACACCAUCAACCAUCUUGACAAAUUGGUUGAUGACACUACACCAUCAACCAUCUUGACAAAUUGGUUGAUGACAUUACACCAUCAACCAUCAUGACAAAUUGGUUGAUGACACUACACCAUCAACCAUCAUGACAAAUUGGUUGAUGACACGACACCAUCAACCAUCAUGACAAAUUGGUUGAUGACACGACACCAUCAACCAUCAUGACUAAUUGGUUGAUGACACGACACCAUCAACCAUCAUGACAAAUUGGUUGAUGACACGACACCAUCAACCAUCUUGACAAAUUGGUUGAUGACACUACACCAUCAACCAUCAUGACAAAUUGGUUGAUGACACCACACCAUCAACCAUCAUGACUAAUUGGUUGAUGACACGACACCAUCAACCAUCAUGACAAAUUGGUUGAUGACACUACACCAUCAACCAUCAUGACAAAUUGGUUGAUGACACGACACCAUCAACCAUCAUGACAAAUUGGUUGAUGACACGACACCAUCAACCAUCAUGACAAAUUGGUUGAUGACACAACACCAUCAACCAUCAUGACAAAUUGGUUGAUGACACGACACCAUCAACCAUCAUGACAAAUUGGUUGAUGACACGACACCAUCAACCAUCAUGACAAAUUGGUUGAUGACAUUACACCAUCAACCAUCAUGACAAAUUGGUUGAUGACACUACACCAUCAACCAUCAUGACAAAUUGGUUGAUGACACGACACCAUCAACCAUCAUGACAAAUUGGUUGAUGACACUACACCAUCAACCAUCAUGACAAAUUGGUUGAUGACACGACACCAUCAACCAUCAUGACAAAUUGAUUGAUGACACUACACCAUCAACCAUCAUGACAAAUUGGUUGAUGACACGACACCAUCAACCAUCAUGACUAAUUGGUUGAUGACACGACACCAUCAACCAUCAUGACAAAUUGGUUGAUGACACGACACCAUCAACCAUCAUGACAAAUUGGUUGAUGACACGACACCAUCAACCAUCAUGACAAAUUGGUUGAUGACACGACACCAUCAACCAUCAUGACUAAUUGGUUGAUGACACUACACCAUCAACCAUCAUGACUAAUUGGUUGAUGACACUACACCAUCAACCAUCAUGACAAAUUGGUUGAUGACACUACACCAUCAAGACUAAUUGGUUGAUGACACUACACCAUCAACCAUCAUGACAAAUUGGUUGAUGACACUACACCAUCAACCAUCAUGACUAAUUGGUUGAUGACACUACACCAUCAACCAUCAUGACUAAUUGGUUGAUGACACUACACCAUCAACCAUCUUGACAAAUUGGUUGAUGACAGUACACCAUCAACCAUCAUGACAAAUUGGUUGAUGACACGACACCAUCAACCAUCUUGACAAAUUGGUUGAUGACACUACACCAUCAACCAUCUUGACAAAUUGGUUGAUGACAUUACACCAUCAACCAUCAUGACAAAUUGGUUGAUGACACUACACCAUCAACCAUCAUGACAAAUUGGUUGAUGACACGACACCAUCAACCAUCAUGACAAAUUGGUUGAUGACACGACACCAUCAACCAUCAUGACUAAUUGGUUGAUGACACGACACCAUCAACCAUCAUGACAAAUUGGUUGAUGACACGACACCAUCAACCAUCAUGACAAAUUGGUUGAUGACACGACACCAUCAACCAUCAUGACAAAUUGGUUGAUGACAUUACACCAUCAACCAUCAUGACAAAUUGGUUGAUGACACGACACCAUCAACCAUCUUGACAAAUUGGUUGAUGACACUACACCAUCAACCAUCAUGACAAAUUGGUUGAUGACACGACACCAUCAACCAUCAUGACAAAUUGGUUGAUGACACGACACCAUCAACCAUCAUGACAAAUUGGUUGAUGACAUUACACCAUCAACCAUCAUGACAAAUUGGUUGAUGACACGACACCAUCAACCAUCUUGACAAAUUGGUUGAUGACACUACACCAUCAACCAUCUUGACAAAUUGGUUGAUGACACGACACCAUCAACCAUCGUGACAAAUUGGUUGAUGACACGACACCAUCAUCCAUCAUGACAAAUUGGUUGAUGACACUACACCAUCAACCAUCGUGACAAAUUGGUUGAUGACACGACACCAUCAACCAUCGUGACAAAUUGGUUGAUGACACGACACCAUCAACCAUCGUGACAAAUUGGUUGAUGACACGACACCAUCAACCAUCGUGACAAAUUGGUUGAUGACACGACACCAUCAACCAUCGUGACAAAUUGGUUGAUGACACGACACCAUCAACCAUCUUGACAAAUUGGUUGAUGGCACGACACCAUCAACCAUCGUGACAAAUUGGUUGAUGACACGACACCAUCAUCCAUCAUGACAAAUUGGUUGAUGACACUACACCAUCAACCAUCAUGACAAAUUGGUUGAUGACAUUACACCAUCAACCAUCGUGACAAAUUGGUUGAUGACACUACACCAUCAACCAUCAUGACAAAUUGGUUGAUGACACGACACCAUCAACCAUCGUGACAUAUUGGUUGAUGACACGACACCAUCAACCAUCUUGACAAAUUGGUUGAUGACACGACACCAUCAACCAUCGUGACAAAUUGGUUGAUGACACGACACCAUCAACCAUCGUGACAAAUUGGUUGAUGACACGACACCAUCAACCAUCGUGACAAAUUGGUUGAUGACACGACACCAUCAACCAUUGUGACAAAUUGGUUGAUGACACGACACCAUCAACCAUCUUGACAAAUUGGUUGAUGACACGACACCAUCAACCAUCGUGACAAAUUGGUUGAUGACACGACACCAUCAUCCAUCAUGACAAAUUGGUUGAUGACACUACACCAUCAACCAUCAUGACAAAUUGGUUGAUGACAUUACACCAUCAACCAUCGUGACAAAUUGGUUGAUGACACUACACCAUCAACCAUCAUGACUAAUUGGUUGAUGACACUACACCGUCAACCAUCAUGACAAAUUGGUUGAUGACGACACCAUCAACCAUCAUGACAUAUUGGUUGAUGACACGACACCAUCAACCAUCAUGACAAAUUGGUUGAUGACACGACACCGUCAACCAUCAUGACAAAUUGGUUGAUGACACAUCAUGACAAAUUUGUUGAUGACACGACACCAUCAACCAUCAUGACAAAUUGGUUGAUGCCACUACACCAUCAAUCAUCUUGACAAAUUGGUUGAUGACACGACACCAUCAACCAUCAUGACAAAUUGGUUGAUGACACUACACCAUCAACCAUCAUGACAAAUUGGUUGAUGACACUACACCAUCAACCAUCAUGACAAAUUGGUUGAUGACACGACACCAUCAACCAUCAUGACAAAUUGGUUGAUGACACGACACCAUCAACCAUCAUGACAAAUUGGUUGAUGACACGACACCAUCAACCAUCAUGACAAAUUGGUUGAUGACACUACACCAUCAACCAUCAUGACAAAUUGGUUGAUGACACUACACCAUCAACCAUCAUGACAAAUUGGUUGAUGACAGUACACCAUCAACCAUCAUGACAAAUUGGUUGAUGACACUACACCAUCAACCAUCAUGACAAAUUGGUUGAUGACACGACACCAUCAACCAUCAUGACAAAUUGGUUGAUGACACGACACCAUCAACCAUCAUGACAAAUUGGUUGAUGACACUACACCAUCAACCAUCAUGACAAAUUGGUUGAUGACACUACACCAUCAACCAUCAUGACAAAUUGGUUGAUGACACUACACCAUCAACCAUCAUGACAAAUUGGUUGAUGACACUACACCAUCAACCAUCAUGACAAAUUGGUUGAUGACACGACACCAUCAACCAUCUUGACAAAUUGGUUGAUGACACGACACCAUCAACCAUCUUGACAAAUUGGUUGAUGACACGACACCAUCAACCAUCAUGACUAAUUGGUUGUUGACAGUACACCAUCAACCAUCAUGACAAAUUGGUUGAUGACAGUACACCAUCAACCAUCAUGACUAAUUGGUUGAUGACACUAAACCAUCAACCAUCAUGACAAAUUGGUUGAUGACACUACACCAUCAACCAUCAUGACUAAUUGGUUGAUGACACUAAACCAUCAACCAUCAUGACAAAUUGGUUGAUGACACUACACCAUCAACCAUCAUGACAAAUUGGUUGAUGACACUACACCAUCAACCAUCAUGACUAAUUGGUUGAUGACACUAAACCAUCAACCAUCAUGACAAAUUGGUUGAUGACACUACACCAUCAACCAUCAUGACAAAUUGGUUGAUGACACGACACCAUCAACCAUCUUGACAAAUUGGUUGAUGACACUACACCAUCAACCAUCAUGACACAUUGGUUGAUGACACUACACCAUCAACCAUCAUGACAAAUUGGUUGAUGACACUACACCAUCAACCAUCAUGACAAAUUGGUUGAUGACACGACACCAUCAACCAUCUUGACAAAUUGGUUGAUGACACUACACCAUCAACCAUCAUGACAAAUCGGUUGAUGACACUACACCAUCAACCAUCAUGACUAAUUGGUUGAUGACACUACACCAUCAACCAUCAUGACUAAUUGGUUGAUGACACUACACCAUCAACCAUCAUGACUAAUUGGUUGAUGACACUACACCAUCAACCAUCAUGACUAAUUGGUUGAUGACACUACACCAUCAACCAUCAUGACAAAUUGGUUGAUGACACUACACCAUCAACCAUCAUGACAAAUUGGUUGAUGACACGACACCAUCAACCAUCAUGACAAAUUGGUUGAUGACACGACACCAUCAACCAUCUUGACAAAUUGGUUGAUGACACUACACCAUCAACCAUCAUGACAAAUUGGUUGAUGACACGACACCAUCAACCAUCUUGACAAAUUGGUUGAUGACACUACACCAUCAACCAUCAUGACAAAUUGGUUGAUGACACGACACCAUCAACCAUCAUGACAAAUUGGUUGAUGACACGACACCAUCAACCAUCAUGACAAAUUGGUUGAUGACACUACACCAUCAACCAUCUUGACAAAUUGGUUGAUGACACGACACCAUCAACCAUCUUGACAAAUUGGUUGAUGACACGACACCAUCAACCAUCAUGACUAAUUGGUUGUUGACAUUACACCAUCAACCAUCAUGACAAAUUGGUUGAUGACACUACACCAUCAACCAUCUUGACAAAUUGGUUGAUGACACGACACCAUCAACCAUCAUGACAAAUUGGUUGAUGACACGACACCAUCAACCAUCAUGACAAAUUGGUUGAUGACAGUACACCAUCAACCAUCAUGACUAAUUGGUUGAUGACACUAAACCAUCAACCAUCAUGACUAAUUGGUUGAUGACACUACACCAUCAACCAUCAUGACUAAUUGGUUGAUGACACUACACCAUCAACCAUCAUGACUAAUUGGUUGAUGACACUACACCAUCAACCAAUAUGACAAAUUGGUUGAUGACACUACACCAUCAACCAUCAUGACAAAUUGGUUGAUGACAUUACACCAUCAACCAUCAUGACAAAUUGGUUGAUGACAUUACACCGUCAACCAUCAUGACAAAUUGGUUGAUGACACUACACCGUCAACCAUCAUGACAAAUUGGUUGAUGACACAUCAUGACAAAUUGGUUGAUGACACUACACCGUCAACCAUCAUGACAAAUUGGUUGAUGACACUACACCGUCAACCAUCAUGACAAAUUGGUUGAUGACACAUCAUGACAAAUUGGUUGAUGACACUACACCGUCAACCAUCAUGACAAAUUGGUUGAUGACACUACACCGUCAACCAUCAUGACAAAUUGGUUGAUGACACAUCAUGACAAAUUGGUUGAUGACACUACACCGUCAACCAUCAUGACAAAUUGGUUGAUGACACAUCAUGACAAAUUGGUUGAUGACACUACACCGUCAACCAUCAUGACAAAUUGGUUGAUGACAAAUUGGUUGAUGACGACACCAUCAACCAUCAUGACAAAUUGUAUGUAAAAUUGUUGAUGACACUACACCAUCAACCAUCAUGACAAAUUGGUUGAUGACACGACACCAUCAACCAUCAUGACAAAUUGGUUGAUGACAAUACACCGUCAACCAUCAUGACAAAUUGGUUGAAGACACUACACCGUCAACCAUCAUGACAAAUUGGUUGAUGACACAUCAUGACAAAUUGGUUGAUGACACUACACCGUCAACCAUCAUGACAAAUUGGUUGAUGACACUACACCGUCAACCAUCAUGACAAAUUGGUUGAUGACACAUCAUGACAAAUUGGUUGAUGACACUACACUGUCAACCAUCAUGACAAAUUGGUUGAUGACAAAUUGGUUGAUGACGACACCAUCAACCAUCAUGACAAAUUGUAUGUAAAAUUGUUGAUGACACUACACCAUCAACCAUCAUGACAAAUUGGUUGAUGACACGACACCAUCAACCAUCAUGACAAAUUGGUUGAUGACACUACACCAUCAACCAUCUUGACAAAUUGGUUGAUGACACUACACCAUCAACAUUGUCUGAUGACACUACACCAUCAACAUUGUCUGAUGACACUACACCAUCAACAUUGUCUGAAGACACUACACCAUCAACAUUGUCUGAUGACACUACACCAUCAACAUUGUCUGAUGAUACUACACCAUCAACAUUGUCUGAUGACACUACACCAUCAACAUUGUCUGAUGACACUUCACCAUCAACAUUGUCUGAUGACACUACACCAUCAACAUUGUCUGAUGACACUACACCAUCAACAUAGGCUGAUGACACUACACCAUCAACAUUGUCUGAUGACACUACACCAUCAACAUUGUCUGAUGACACUACACCAUCAACAUUGUCUGAUGACACUACACCAUCAACAUUGUCUGAUGACACUACACCAUCAACAUAGGCUGAUGACACUACACCAUCAACAUUGUCUGAUGACACUACACCAUCAACAUUGUCUGAUGACACUACACCAUCAACAUUGUCUGAUGACACUACACCAUCAACAUAGGCUGAUGACACUACACCAUCAACAUUGUCUGAUGACACUACACCAUCAACAUUGUCUGAUGACACUACACCAUCAACAUUGUCUGAUGACACUACACCAUCAACAUUGUCUGAUGACACUACACCAUCAACAUUGUCUGAUGACACUACACCAUCAACAUUGUCUGAUGACACUACACCAUCAACAUAGGCUGAUGACACUACACCAUCAACAUUGUCUGAUGACACUACACCAUCAACAUAGGCUGAUGACACUACACCAUCAACAUUGUCUGAUGACACUACACCAUCAACAUAGGCUGAUGACACUACACCAUCAACAUUGUCUGAUGACACUACACCAUCAACAUAGGCUGAUGACACUACACCAUCAACAUUGUCUGAUGACACUACACCAUCAACAUUGUCUGAUGACACUUCACCAUCAACAUUGUCUGAUGACACUACACCAUCAACAUUGUCUGAUGACACUACACCAUCAACAUUGUCUGAUGACACUACACCAUCAACAUUGUCUGAUGACACUACACCAUCAACAUUGUCUGAUGACACUACACCAUCAACAUUGUCUGAUGACACUUCACCAUCAACAUUAUCUGAUGACACUACACCAUCAACAUUGUCUGAUGACACUACACCAUCAACAUAGGCUGAUGACACUACACCAUCAACAUAGGCUGAUGACACUAGCUCAAAUGUUAUGACUUUAUUUUUUAUUCGCUUGUUCUCAUCAAUUUGGUUUCUGCAACCUUAUUUAACUUCGUUUACCAAAAUGAGCACUUGUUUUGGAAGUGACCCUAAAUAAAGGAUGCUUUCCUUGGGAAGGCAUUGGUUGAGUAUAUUUUAUAUGCAACUUUUGUAAAAGUCUACAUUUUAUACCUGAUUUGUAAUUAUGUAAAUGAAGGCUCCAGAUGAUCAAAUCAGAUAAUGUAUGCUUCUGAUUAGAGAGCAACGUCAGGAUAAAGCACAAGUGGACUUAACAUAUAUAUUGUAUCUGCCUCUAAUAUCUGCUUACUACCAUACUGGAAUUGAUUUGAAUUGCAAAUUAAAUUGCAAAUUAAACAGCUUUUCUCACUA